AGUCUCUCCUCCUGUGUGCCACGUCAGUUCCAUGUGGUGAAGGUAAAUAAGAACUGGACAGAAGCUCAGCGCUACUGCCAACAGGAGUUCACUGACCUCGCCACCAUAGACAACAUGAGGGAGAUGGAGAUGUUUAACAGCAUAAUGAAUGAAGCAGAUGCUAUAAAGCCUUGGAUUGGGCUGAAGCAGGGAAGCAGUCCCAAGUGGCUGUGGUCUCUGGCUGACAGGAAUUUCUACAGAGAGGAUGAGGCAGAGUUCAGGAACUGGGACUCAGGCCAGUCACAAGGAGCUAAUGAGAACUUAGCUCAGCAACAGAACUGCAUUGUGAUGGGAAAAGGAAAUGAGAAAUGGCACAAUAGGCAGUGUGGUGCCACCAAGCCCUUCAUCUGCUAUGAUGUUAACCAUGACACGUGCAUUACCACAGGGGGAAACUCCACACAUCCCUAUGUGGUGGUUACUAAUACUAAUAAGAAAUGGGCAGAUGCUCAGAGAUACUGCAGAGAGAACCACACAAACCUGGCCAGUGUGAGGAAUGAGACUGAGAAUGAGAAGAUAAAAAAGGUCCUAGGGGAUACCCAAGAAGCCUGGAUUGGCCUGUUCAGAGAUGCCUGGGAGUGGUCAGAUGGCAGCAAGUCCUCAUUCCGCCACUGGGGAAUUGGAGAACCCAAUUAUGGCGACAGUUUGAAAGGGUUCUGUGUUCAAAUGGUCAGUGGUCAGUGGAACGAUGCAGGCUGUCAGCAUGAUUUAAACUUUAUUUGCUAUGAGGACAAACUGGUUCUGGUUCGUGAGAAUAAGACCUGGAAAGAGGCGCUGCAGUACUGCAGAGAGCACCAUGUGGACCUGGUGUCUGUGACCUCCGAGCGGAUCCAGCGAUGGGUGAGGGGGCGGGCUAAAGGAGCCUCCAGUACGCACGUGUGGCUGGGCCUGCGCCGCUCCUGCAACAUGGGCUUCUGGUUUUGGGUCAACGGAGAGACGGUCUGCUACGGCAACUGGGCCCCAGGGGGAAAGACAGAGCCGGACUGUCAGAGUGCCAGAGUGGGGGCAGUGAAGUCUGGAAGAGAUGGGAAGGGAGAGUGGGUCAUGCUUCCAGAGACCGAGGAACACUACUUUAUCUGCACCACUGAAGAUCAGUAG
Clupea harengus (Atlantic herring) is the source of this 1134-nucleotide messenger RNA. Its product is annotated as macrophage mannose receptor 1-like. Lineage: Eukaryota; Metazoa; Chordata; Actinopteri; Clupeiformes; Clupeidae. The annotation marks the transcript as partial. The record is from RefSeq and is a predicted model, not a curated record. The transcript is spliced from 4 exons.